Molecule: messenger RNA, 1820 nt
Organism: Morus notabilis
Lineage: Eukaryota; Viridiplantae; Streptophyta; Magnoliopsida; Rosales; Moraceae
Product: translation initiation factor eIF-2B subunit gamma
Exons: 13
Coding region: 79-1464 (461 amino acids)
Biological process (GO): biosynthetic process; cytoplasmic translational initiation
Cellular component (GO): guanyl-nucleotide exchange factor complex; eukaryotic translation initiation factor 2B complex
Molecular function (GO): guanyl-nucleotide exchange factor activity; translation initiation factor activity
Source: RefSeq, a predicted model, not a curated record
AACAAUCCUGAAGAAAGAGAGAGAAAGGAAGAAACCCCACAAAAUCCCUUCUCUCUCUCUCCUCCAAUUUCUUCUGCAAUGGAUUUUCAGGUGGUGGUCUUAGCCGGAGGCACCUCAAAGAAUCUCGUCCCUAUUGUCUCCAAGGAGGUUCCGAAGGCGCUGCUUCCGGUGGCGAACCGGCCGGUUCUCUCUUACGUUCUGGAGCUCUUGGAACUCAAUAACCUCAAGGAUCUCAUUGUUGUGGUUGAAGGGGAAGAUGCAGCUCUUCGUGUUGGUGGUUGGAUAUCCGGAGCUUAUGUUGAUCGUUUACAUGUUGAGGUUGCAGCAGUUCCUGAGGAUGUAGGAACAGCUGGUGCAAUCCGGGCAAUUUCCCAUCAUCUGACGGCAAAUGAUAUUUUGGUUGUGAGUGGUGAUAUUGUUUCUGAUGUUCCUCCUGGUGCAGUGGCUGCUGCUCAUAGACGGCAUGAUGCAGUAGUAACAGCAAUGCUUUGCUCUACUCCUGUGAGUGGACCUUUAGAGUCAGGAUCUUCUGGCGGGAAGGACAAAACCAGGAAAACUGGACGCUACAACCUGAUUGGGUUGGACCCUACAAAACAGUUUUUACUCUACAUAGCAACUGGAGCAGAACUUGAGAAGGAUAUUCGAAUUCAGAAAAGCAUACUACGUGCAGCCGGGCAGAUGGAAAUUCGAGCAGAUCUCAUGGAUGCUCAUUUAUAUGCAUUUAAGAGGUCUGUUUUGCAGGAAGUUCUUUAUCAAAAGGAGACAUUUCAUAGUUUGAGGCGAGAUGUGUUGCCUUAUCUAGUCAGGAGCCAGCUGAGAUCGGAAGUAUUGUUGAACGAUGUACCACAACCUGAAGAAAAUGGAAAUGGGAAGGUUGGUUCCCAGACUAACCAACUAAUCCAGUCUCAGAUCCUGGCUAAUGCAUCAAAACCAAGUUUUCAUCAACUCUAUGCUGUGGGUCCUAAUGGAUCUGAUCCUGUCCGAAGGACUCAUAAAUGCUGUGUCUAUAUAGCUAGCAGCAACAACUACUGUGCUCGAUUAAACUCCAUCCAAGCAUUCAGUGACAUUAACCGAGACGUCAUAGGAGAGGCCAGGAAUUUGUCAGGGUAUUCUUUCUCUGCCCAAAAUAAUAUCAUCCAUCCUUCAGCAGAGCUUGGAUCUAAAACAACUGUGGGACCAUAUUGUAUGCUGGGGGAAGGUUCACAAAUGGGUGACAAGUGCAGCGUAAAGCGAUCUGUUAUUGGCCGUCACUGCCGGAUAGGUUCUAAUGUGAAGGUUGUUAAUUCAGUUGUCAUGAAUCAUGUUACCAUUGGGGAUGGCUGUUCCAUUAAUGGUUCAGUGGUUUGCAGUAAUGUCCAGCUCCAAGAGCGAGUUGUAUUGAAAGAUUGCCAAGUUGGAGCAGGCUUUGUGGUCACUGCUGGCAGUGAGUGCAAAGGAGAGGCCUUGGCUAAGAAAGAGAAAUGAGUAUAUCGGUGGGGACUUCAGCUAGGGACAGGCAUGUAUAUCUCAUUUUUAGCUUGUGCUUCGUAGUUUCCAUGGUCAGGGCAGAUUUUUUUUGGUGACUUCUUGCAGAUAGCAUGGUGCAAUACCCUUUGCGAGUUCGAAGAAAACUAGUCUUGAUGAGUGUACUUUUUUAUGCCCUUUUUCUCGACCUUGAUCUUCUGGCAAUUGUAUCACAAUUAGUUAGGGUUUAUUCUGUCUCUUUUGGAAGCGAUUGGACAAAAUAGUCUCAGUUUUGCUAGACAAUCUCCCUAUCUAAAAUGCUUUAUGAAUUAUGAGGGGUAAAGUUUUGAAUAGAAAGCGUUUCUUAUUGUCAUCGA